AAAUAUGGAAGUUUCAUCCAUACUUAAAAUCUUGCUAAUAGAAUGGAAUCACAUAAUGCUUCCAAUUUGCUUAAAGCUCAAAGCCACAUAUGGAAUCAUAUGUGCAAUUUCAUAAAUUCCAUGUCUCUUAAAUGUGUAGUUGAUUUAGGCAUACCAGAUAUCAUACACAAUUAUGAAAAACCUAUGCCACUCUCAGUACUUAUUUCUUCACUACCAAUCCACCCUUCAAAAAUCCCCUGCAUAUAUCGGUUGAUGCGAAUCAUGACUCAUUUAGGCUUUUUCUCGAAAGAUAAUGUUACCGAGAAUGAGCUAGAAAUCGAGUAUAUGUUAACCGAUGAAUCUAUAUUAUUGCUUAAGGAUCACCCUAUGAGUGUGACUCCUUUUUUGCAAGUGGUACUUGAUCCAAUUGUGGCAAACCCUUGGCAUAAUUUGUCUACUUGGUUAAAAAAUGAUGACCCUACAACAUUUGAAACGACCCAUGGGAUGUUGAUAUGGGAUUAUGCAGCGCGUGAGCCCAAAUUUAACAAUUUGUUCAAUGAUGCAAUGGCAAGUGAUGCUCGGUUGGUGACAAGUGUUGUGAUUGAGAAGUGCAAAGGAGUGUUCAAUGGAUUGGAGUCAUUGGUUGAUGUUGGAGGAGGCACAGGGACCAUGGCAAAGGCCCUUGCUAAAACAUUCCCAAUGAUGGAAUGUAAUGUAUUUGAUCUUCCACAUGUUGUUGAUGGCUUGCAAGGAAGUGAUAAUCUAAACUAUGUUGGUGGAGACAUGUUUAAGAAUAUUCCUCCAGCUGAUGCCAUUUUGUUGAAGUGGAUAUUGCAUGAUUGGAAUGACGAUGAAUGUGUGAAGAUAUUAAAGAAUUGUAAGGAUGCAAUAGCAAAGAAAGGUAAAAAAGGGAAGGUGAUUAUCAUAGACAUGGUGAUGGAGAAAGAGAAGGGAAACAAUGAAACCCUUGGAACACAACUCUUCUUUGAUAUGCUCAUGAUGGUGUUGGCCACAGGAAAAGAGAGAACUAAGAAAGAAUGGGUUAAUUUAAUUUCCUCUUCCGGUUUCAGUGAUUACAAGAUAACUCCAGUUUUAGGCCUAAGAUCUGUUAUUGAGAUCUAUCCAUAGUAAAAUCUAGUGAAGUAUCAUAGCUAUUACAAGAUAACUCCAGUUUUGGGUCUAAGAUCCGCCAUCAAGAUCUAUCUAUAGUAAAAUCUAGUGAAGUGCCAUAGCUAAAAAUUGAAUAAGAAUAAUCAUUCAUAUAUGUGAUUAUAGUUUAUAUUUAAUAUGUAAAAGUAGUAAUGGAGAUUUUAAAGUAAUCAUUAUAGUUGCGCUGUGAUCUUGAUACUAAGAAGCAUGCGCUCAAAUGGGGCUGAUCCGCCCUCAAUUUGCAGUUGCAAAAGUAUCAAAAAUCUUGAUAUCACAACUCAAAGUAAAAUUAGAAACAUUUUUCUAAAACCAUUGUAAUAAAGUCUUGUGGACUCUUCAUUAUAUGUGUUUGUUGGUAAAAUCAUGUACCGAAUAAUUACCCAGAAUCAUGUUUAAUUGUUAUUUAUUUC
Molecule: messenger RNA, 1538 nt
Organism: Cicer arietinum (chickpea)
Lineage: Eukaryota; Viridiplantae; Streptophyta; Magnoliopsida; Fabales; Fabaceae
Product: probable O-methyltransferase 3
Molecular function (GO): protein dimerization activity; O-methyltransferase activity
Source: RefSeq, a predicted model, not a curated record